Messenger RNA from Sorghum bicolor (sorghum), 2471 nucleotides. Its product is annotated as protein EDS1L. Lineage: Eukaryota; Viridiplantae; Streptophyta; Magnoliopsida; Poales; Poaceae. The transcript has 4 exons. Gene Ontology annotation, biological process: lipid metabolic process; defense response. The record is from RefSeq and is a predicted model, not a curated record. The coding region runs from base 100 to 2208 and encodes 702 amino acids.
CGGCUGAGAACAUUAUUGCGUACGACUGCACAGGGGAGCUGCGCCCUGGGCCUGCGCGGAUGAAAACCCGUGUCUACGACAGCAACGCGCGCUCCAAAUAUGAAUGAAAUCACGAACCCACGAGAUUCUGUCACGUUUCAAAACGGAAAAAAGGAGCGUCCUGCUAUUGGCGGUAGGCCCCGUGGCUAUUGUCGUACGAUCAGCCACAGGCGAAAGCCUCGGAAGCACUCGUUGACUCCUCGGCGCGGCUACAAGUCAACCCAGCGACCGCAGCCCAGCCUCCUCCAGACGGAUUCCUCCCAUUUCCAAGCGCUCCAGACCUCCAGUCCUGGGCUCCUCCCGGUCCGGCUUAACCCCUCCCGAAUCCCGAUGCCGGCGGACUCCGCGCCGUCGAGCGCAGCGUCGCUGUCCGAAGACGACCGCCUGCUCGUCGCACACUGCGCCGCGCUCUGCUUCCCCUGCAGCUCCCCCACCGCCGCCGCCUCCUUCCAGGUGCAUCAUGCGUCCCACCCCUACCCCUGCGCCGCCUUCGCCUUCCCGCCCUCCUGGUCCGCCGCCGACUGGAUGGGAGGCGACGGCGGCCGCGCGCCGUUCGGGGACGCCGAGGUGGACCCGGCCCUGUUCCCGUCACUCCGCGCUGUCGGGAGCGGCAUCCCCGCGCGAACCAACGCCGCCUUCCUCGGGGCCUUCCGCCGGCUGCUCGACGGAUCGACGCUCCAGUCCGAGGUAACAAGAGCUGUGGCAGAGGAGAAACGUGUAGUAUUCACAGGCCAUUCAUCAGGAGGCUCAAUAGCCACCCUUGCUGCUAUAUGGUUUCUUGAGAAGUGCACCAGACGAGGAAGUGUUAAUCAAGCACACCCAUUUUGUGUGACCUUUGGGGCUCCUCUUGUUGGAGACAAUAUCUUCAACCAUGCUGUUAAAAGAGAGGGCUGGUCACAGUGUAUUUUGCAUUUCCUUCUUCCACUAGACAUUGUCCCACGCAUACCACUGACUCCACUUGCGUCCUUCAGAGAAGAAAUUCAAGCUGUUCUGGAUUGGUUAUCUCCUCAGACGCCAAACAACUCCCCUGCUGGGAGGUCCCUUGUCAUACCUGAAUAUUAUGAAACUUUAUUGAGAAGCACACUAUCUAUUGCCAGCUAUGAAGCCUGUUCUUUCAUGGGAUGUACCAGCUCCAUCCUGGGGACAUUGACUUCCUUCAUUGACCUCUCCCCUUACAGACCCUGUGGGACUUAUCAUUUCUUGACAAGCAGUGAGCAAUUGAUUGUUCUCACAAAUUCAGAUGCUGUCCUGCAGUUGUUAUUUUACUGCCUUCAGUUGGAUCCCCAACAACAACUGCUUGAUGCUGCUGCUAGAAGCUUAAGUGCUCACUGGCAGUAUGAACCAAUUAAAGAGUGCAUGCAGGAUAUAAUCUGUGUGGAUUACCUGGGAACAAUCUCAUCAACUCUUCCUGGUAGGCAGACAGACAGAGCGACCAUUGGAAGCACUGAAUUGAGCAGGGAAGCUGUACUGCACCUUUCUGCAGCUGCGCAAUGGGAGAAGCAAAGACAGAGAAACCAAACAAAAAUAGAUGAAAGCUGCCAAAAGAUUCAGGAAGCCCUCGGGUCCCUAAACGAGUACAAGAGAUCAAGGGAACUCUGCGGCGUAAGCUACUACGAUUCCUUCAAACUCCAACGUGAGGUGCAUGACUUCAAUGCAAACGUGCGGAGGCUGGAGCUAGCUGGCCUCUGGGACGAGAUAGUGGAGAUGUUGCGGAGGCGUGAACUGCCGGACGGCUUCGAGGCUCGUGAGGAGUGGGUGAGCCUGGGGACCUUGUUCCGUCGCCUGGUCGAGCCGCUGGACAUCGCCAACUACUACCGGCACUCCAAGAAUGAGGACACCGGCUCCUACCUCUCCAAGGGGCGGCCGAGGCGGUACAAGUACACGCAGAAGUGGCACGAGCAGCUGCAGCGCGCUCCCGUUGGGUCCAGCCUCGAGUCCUGCUUCUGGGCGGUGGUCGAGGAGCUCCAGGCCGAGAUGGCCGACGGCAGGGCGUUCGAGGACCUGAGAGACCGGGUGGUUAAACUUGAGAACGAUGCACAUGGCUGGUAUAACUCUGGAAGUUUGGGCAAGGACGUGUUUCUGGGGAGCUCGUCUUUCGUGGCGUGGUGGAGGAGGCUCCCGGAGCAGCAUAGGUCGGCGUCGAGCAUUGCGAAACUUGUAUCUCUGUAACGGAUUUUGGCUGAGGAACUAGCGGUUCCAGAUCUUCUGGGAACAGCUGCAACUGUAGUAUAUUGUAUGGCUUAUGAGCUCUUUGUAUAAAUACGCUGCUCUGUAUGUACUUCCCACAAUAAGAUUAACUGUCUUAAAUUAACAUACUUUCUUCUGGGAACAGCUGCAACUGUAGUAUAUUGUAUGGCUUAUGAGCUCUUUGUAUAAAUACGCUGCUCUGUAUGUACUUCCCACAAUAAGAUUAACUGUCUUAAAUUAACAUA